Messenger RNA from Zingiber officinale, 3655 nucleotides. Its product is annotated as importin beta-like SAD2. Gene Ontology annotation, cellular component: nuclear envelope; cytosol. The coding region runs from base 172 to 3249 and encodes 1025 amino acids. Gene Ontology annotation, molecular function: small GTPase binding. NCBI's taxonomy places the organism in Eukaryota, Viridiplantae, Streptophyta, Magnoliopsida, Zingiberales, Zingiberaceae. The record is from RefSeq and is a predicted model, not a curated record. Gene Ontology annotation, biological process: protein import into nucleus. The transcript has 22 exons.
CUAGAGUUAACUACCUGUUCACCUUCGCUGCGGAGACAGGCUCCCGUUGCCAUAGCAGUAGUCGUCGUGUCUCCGUCGUCCAAGCAAAACUAUCAGGGAACUGCCACCGUCGUCGCUGGCUAGAGACCACAGAGGUUCAUUUCCUCAGUGACGGAUAAGGAUUCCGCCUCCAUGGAUCUCGCUGGACUCUCUGUUGUGCUCCGUUCCGCGCUCAGCCACAACCCGGAGGAGCGGAAAGACGCCGAGCAGAGCCUCAACCAGUUGCAGUAUAUGCCACAGCAUUUGAUUAGGUUACUUCAGAUCAUAAUAGAUGGUAGUUGUGAUAUGGCUGUACGGCAAGUGGCUAGCAUCCAUUUUAAAAAUUUCGUGGCCAAAAACUGGUCGCCUCAUGAACCUGGUGAGGCCCAGAAAAUAUCCGAGAACGACAAGCAAAUGGUCCGUGAUAAUAUCCUUGGUUUUGUUGUUCAAGUUCCACCAUUAUUGAGAGCUCAACUUGGAGAAUGCAUAAAAACCAUUGUCCAAGAUGAUUACCCAGAGCAGUGGCCAGGUCUUCUUCAUUGGGUGAAGUGCAAUCUCCAAUUGCAAGACCAGCAAGUAUUUGCAGCUUUAUAUGUAUUAAGAGUUCUCUCCAGAAAAUAUGAGUACAAAUCUGAUGAAGAUCGAACACCAUUCCAUCUCAUUGUUAAGGAGACAUUUCCUCUUCUGUUGGACAUAUUCAACAAACUUCUUCAGAUAACUAAUCCCUCAAUUGAAGUAGCAGAAUUUAUCAAGCUUGUAUGCAAAAUUUUCUGGUCAUCCAUAUAUUUAGAGAUCCCACGAUUGUUACUUGCGCCCAAUGUGUUCAGUGCAUGGAUGGCUCUCUUCUUGAAUUUAUUAGAGAGACCUGUUCCUUUGGAAGGUCAACCAACUGAUCCUGACCUCAGGAAAGCUUGGGGAUGGUGGAAAGUGAAGAAGUGGACAAUUCACAUCUUAAAUCGUUUGUACACAAGGUUUGGGGAUCUGAAGCUUCAGAAGCCAGAGAACAAAGCUUUUGCUCAAAUGUUUCAUGAUAGCUGUGCUGGCAAAAUUUUACAAUGUGACCUACAAUUGCUCAAUGUUGUUCGUACAGGCGGUUAUCUACCUGAUAGGGUUAUUAACCUUAUAGUUCAAUUUGUCACCAGCAGUAUAUCGAAGAACAGCAUGUAUCAAUUGCUGCAGCCGCAACUUGAUAUUGUUCUUUUUGAGAUUAUCUUCCCUCUAAUGUGUUUCAAUGACAAUGAUCAAAAUCUAUGGGCAGAAGAUCCACAUGAGUAUGUUAGAAAGGGCUAUGAUAUUUUGGAAGAUCUGUACAGUCCUCGAACAGCAGCCAUAGACUUUGUGAGUGAAUUAGUGAGAAAGCGUGGCAAAGGGAACCUACAAAAGUUUAUUCACUUCAUUGUGGAGAUUUUUAAAAGAUAUGAUGAGUCACCUAUUGAACAUAAACCAUAUCGCCAGAAAGAUGGUGCUCUUCUGGCCAUUGGAUCAUUGUGUGAUAAACUUAAACAAACAGAACCUUACAAGUCAGAGCUAGAGUGUAUGUUAGUCCAACAUGUUCUUCCUGAAUUUGCAAGUCCCAUUGGUCAUCUUCGAGCAAAGGCAGCAUGGGUUGCUGGGCAGUAUGCAAAUAUCAUUUUUUCAGAUCAAAACAAUUUCCGAAGAGCCUUCCACUCUGUUGUUUCUGGAAUGAGGGAUCCAGAGCUUCCUGUGCGGGUCAAUUCAGUUUUUGCUUUGCGCUCUUUCAUUGAAGCUUGCAAGGAUCUAGACGAGAUCCGGCCAAUUCUUCCUCAAUUGCUUGAUGAGUUUUUUAAACUUAUGAAUGAGGUUGAGAAUGAAGAUAUUGCCUUCACUCUCGAGACCAUUGUUGGCAAGUUUGGUGAAGAAAUGGCUCCAUAUGCGUUUGGCUUGUGCCAGAAUCUGUCUGCUGCAUUUUGGAAGUGCUUGAAUACAUCUGAAGAAGAUGAUGAAGCUGAUGACACAGGUGCUUUAGCUGCUGUUGGUUGUCUGCGUGCCAUAGGUGCCAUCCUUGAAUCUGUUAGCAGUCUUCCUCAUCUCUUUGUUCAAAUUGAGCCAAUUUUACUGCCUAUAAUGCGGAGGAUGCUGACUACAGAUGGUCAAGAUGUUUUUGAAGAAGUUUUGGAAAUUGUUUCAUAUAUAACAAUUUUCUCCCCAACAAUCUCAUUGGACAUGUGGUCUCUUUGGCCUUUAAUUGUAGAAGCACUUGGAGAUUGGGCUAUAGAUUUCUUUGAGAGUAUGCUUGUUCCUCUGGACAACUAUAUAUCAAGGGGUAACCAACAUUUCCUUUCAUGUAAAGAUCCAGAUUACCAGCAAAGCCUAUGGAAAGUACUUUCAAAUGUCAUGUCAGAUAGAAUAAUGGAUGACAGUGAUAUUGAACCUGCUCCUAAGCUCAUCGAAGUGGUAUUCCAAAAUUGUAAAGGCCAAGUGGACCAUUGGGUUGAACCUUACCUGAAGAUUACCAUUGAUCGUUUGAGCCGAGCACAAAAGCCACAUUUUAAGUGUCUCAUGAUACAAGUUAUUGCUGAUGCUCUCUACUAUAACUCUUCUUUGACGCUUGGGAUACUGCAUAAACUUGGGGUCGCUUCAGAUAUUUUCAGUGUCUGGUUUCAGAUGCUGCAAGAAGUUAAAAAGAGUGGCGUUCGUGCAAACUUUAAAGGGAUGCAUAAUAAAAAGAUUUGCUGCUUGGGAUUAACUUCGCUUCUUGGCCUUCCUGCCAACCAGUUGGCUGCUGAAGCUUUAGAACGUGUCUUUAGGGCAAUAGUUGAGCUUCUAAUUUCUUACAAAGAUCAACUUGCAGAAGCUGAGAAAGAAGAUGACACCUAUGACAAUAUGGAUGGCUUUGAUGCUGACGAUGAUGAUGAGGAAGAAGAGUCUGAAAUGGGAGAUGACACUGAGUAUUGCAGUGAAGAAAAAUUCAAGAAAUUGGUUGCGGAGAAUCAGGCAAAAGGAUUUCAAUCAACUGAUGAGGAUGAUGAGACUGAUGAUGAUUACAGCGAUAACGAUGACACACAAUCACCAAUUGAUGAAGUCGAUCCUUUCAUUUUCUUUGUGGAAACUGUUCAAGCCAUGCAAGCUUCUGAUACCGGUAGGUUCCAAAACCUGAUGCUGACACUCGACUCCCACUAUCAAUCUCUGGUAACAAGCAUUGCUCAACACGCUGAGCUGAGAAAAGCAGAGAUUGAGAAAGAAAAGUUGAACGAGGCGACUAUUGAAUAAAUCAGCAUAAUAGAGAUCGAGGCUUUGAGAUAGUCUCCUUAAGGAAUGGCAAAAGGACUGGAGAAUGAAUUGUUAGAAAUUACCAGUCCUUUGGAGUUGCGACAAAUUCGCUCCCCUCGACGUUAAACUAUUUUCAGUUCUUUUAGCAAUUUUUUCGGUGGGAAUCUCUUAACUGGAGAUUACCACCUAUAGGGCUUAGGCCAUAGCUUUGUCGAUUUUGUUUUAAUUUAUUUUAUUUUUUCUCUAUAUCUAUUGGGUAAGACUUGAUGAACAGAGUCUGCACUGGAGUGAUAUCUGCAAGGGUUAUUGGUGCAAUAAGAAAAGGGUUAGCAGUGAUGGAUGUAUAUGAUUAUCUACUCUGUAUACUAGAAAGGGAAUGGUGGUAAUUGUUUAAUAUGUUUGCUAA